Messenger RNA from Dibothriocephalus latus, 366 nucleotides. NCBI's taxonomy places the organism in Eukaryota, Metazoa, Platyhelminthes, Cestoda, Diphyllobothriidea, Diphyllobothriidae. The record is from the annotation of a GenBank genome assembly.
GACGCCCGCGGUCGUUGGAAAAAAUACAUUGUAGCGAUUGAUGCUACGCACUUUAAAGAUGCCUCAGCACAAUUUCAAGACACCUAUCUUUGCCGCGAAUUAAAUAAGGCUUUCAUCGGAUUCACUGACAUGGCGGCUCCUUACGAACCCCUACCGAGCACCGUUGUCAGUGGCAACUGGGGCUGUGGUGUUUUCAAGGGCAACAAAGCCCUCAAAGCGUUACUGCAACUCAUGGCUUGUGCUCAAGCUGGGAAAGCUCUUGCAUAUUCGACCUUUCAGGAUGAAUUCUUGGAAAAGGAACUUCAGCGAACCUACAACAAGCUCGUAGCCUCAGAGUGUACCGUUGGUAAGCGCGUUAUAUACUGA